AAAAUUUUGAGCUGUUAAGUUGAAAAUGGAAAGUGAAAAUAGCAAAAAAUGAAAUAAAAAGUUCUGGGCUAGAAUAGAUUGUCAUGACAUCAAAGGAUAAACAUAAAUUGACCAUCAUUACAGAUGGUCAAAAACGAAGACCUUCUCUUCUGUCUGUGAACAGCGAUGCUGAUUCAGAUAAAGAAAUUAGGAAGAAGAUCCAACAUGGGACAAGAUUGACUGCGGCAUGGAGCAUGUUUGCAGAUUUCUGCAACAAUAGCACAGUUCAUGGAGUUAAAUAUCUUGGAGAAAAGCGAAGACAUUGGAGCGAAAGAGCUUUUUGGGUAAUGGCUUUCAUAAUAUCAGUGACUGGAUGUACGAUUAUGAUAGUCAAGAUUUAUGAUAAAUGGCAGAAUACACCUGUAAUUGUAAGCUUCGCAGAAAAAUCCACUCCCGUUUGGCAAAUUCCGUUUCCAGCAGUAACAAUUUGUCCUGAAACUAAAGCUAUGAAGAAGCAUAUAGACAUGACCAAAGGCUAUAUUCAUACCAGAUUUGGUUUGAGGGAUAAUUUAACAGACGAAGAGGCUAGAAAUCUUGAAGCUAUCUCUCAAGUGUGCGACUUGCAUUUGUUUAGUGAAAAGUCUAUGGAAAUUAAUAGUGGACUUGAACCAGAGGAGAUUGUUCCUUUGCUUAAAUCAAUUACAGUCUCUCUUAACGAAACGACCCUAUUUUGUAGAUGGAGAAAUGCUAUUGAUUCUUGUGAAAAGUUUUUCACGGAGAUUAUUACAGAAGAAGGAUUUUGUUACACAUUUAAUGUUCUUGAUUCAUCAGAACUGUUUAAGGAAGAUACCCUAGCUGACGAUUUCGAGUAUAUAAAACAUAACAAAUCAUCUACAAAUUGGACAUUGGAAAAAGGUUAUGAAACUGCUGAUCCUGAUACAUUUCCUUACCGUGUUUUAGGUCCUGGAGCGCGAGCAGGAUUAAAUAUUGUUUUGAAGUUAACUGAUAUUGAUCUAGAUUACAUGUGUAGAGGACCUGUACAAGGAUUCAAGAUUCUUUUACAUACGCCUGGAGAGAUUCCGAGAGUAUCAAAGCAAUAUUUCAGAGUUCCAUUAAAUCAAGAAGUUGUUGUGUCUGUAAAACCGAAUAUGAUUACGACUUCAGAGGGGCUUGUUGGAUAUGCUCCCAACAGACGACAGUGCUAUUUUAAUGACGAACGACAGUUGAAGUUUUUCAAAGUUUAUACUCAAUCUAAUUGCGAGUUAGAAUGUUUGGCUAAUUUUACUUUGGGUCAUUGUGGAUGUGUAAAAUUUUCAAUGCCAAGAGACACGAUGACAAAAAUAUGUUCACAAAAGGACAUCACGUGCUAUGAUUCAGCAGAAGAUUUGCUAAUGAUGGAGGAGCUAAAUCAAUCACUGGAAACCAGAGGCAGUGAAAAUAAGCAUGGCAAGACUCUCUGCAAUUGUUUGCCAUCAUGUACAUCAAUUAACUAUGAUGCAGAAAUAUCUCAAGCUGAUUAUGAGUAUGUUAAGGUAUUUAGUGCACACGGAGGAGAUUUAAAUGAAUUUCCAGGAGCUAUUUUAGCUCGAUUGACAAUAUUCUUUAAAGAAGCACAAUUCAUUACAUCAAGAAGAUCAGAAUUGUAUGGACUGACUGAUUUUAUGGCUAAUGUUGGUGGCUUGUUAGGUCUCUUUAUGGGCGUUAGUAUUUUAUCACUGAUUGAAAUUUUAUACUACAUAACACUUCGACUCGCAUGCCAUUUGAACUAUAGGCGACACAAAAAAAUCAAAGCUCGUCGUAAUAGUUCAGUUCCACCUAUACUUUCUCCAAACAUUGAGUUUAUACCUGGAAUAAAAGUUGAAAAAUGCGGUAUUGGUUCAAAAAUUGAUUAAUGAAUACUGAAUCUUAAUGUUGACGACAGUGGCAUUUCUAAAUGGAUGAUGGAUCUGGAUAAAAAUUUUGAUUUUGUAGUAAUUUUCAGUUUUAAAAUUCAAUGUAUAGUGAACGUGUGAACCAAAAACAAUAAUUGAAGAAUAUUCAUAUAAUUCAAAAGUUUUGAGUAAACAC
Messenger RNA from Chironomus riparius, 2046 nucleotides. NCBI's taxonomy places the organism in Eukaryota, Metazoa, Arthropoda, Insecta, Diptera, Chironomidae. The record is from the annotation of a GenBank genome assembly.